AUGCCCAGGAACCUCAACUACCUGGAGGCUGCAACGCUGCCUUGCAGUACUCUCACGGCGUGGAAUGCUCUCCACGGUCUCAGGGCAGUCCUUCCCGGCGACUGGGUCUUGACACAAGGCGCUGGUGGUGUCAGCAUCUCUACUUUGCAGUUCGCAAAGGCUGUGGGUUCCCGAGUCGUUGCCACGACAUCCUCUCCUGCCAAGGCUCAGAGGCUGAGAGACCUAGGAGCCGACCACGUCAUCAACUACAAGACCAUUCCGAACUGGGGAGAGGAAGCCAAGAGGCUCACUAAAAGGGGUGUUGACCAUGUCCUCAAGGUUGUCGGCGCGCACACUAUCGCACAAACCCUCAAUGCUGUUAAAAUCAAUGGCCUCAUCACCAUCAUCGGCUGGAUUGGUGGACCGGGAGAAACCGGACCGAGCUUCGGACAAAAUCUGUCCAGCAUGGCUAUCAUCAGGGAAAUCGUCGUCGGGAGCCAAGAUCAAUUCGAAGCAAUGGCACCCCUUUCACCUCUUUUCAUUUACCUGGUUAUUAACUCCAUUAAGGCUCGCGCAAUUGAAGCUUCCGACAUCAAACCCGUUCUCGACGAACAGCUCUUCAAGCUCGAGGGGCUCAAGGAGUAA
Fusarium musae is the source of this 624-nucleotide messenger RNA. RefSeq lists its product as uncharacterized. The transcript has 2 exons. The coding region runs from base 1 to 624 and encodes 207 amino acids. Lineage: Eukaryota; Fungi; Ascomycota; Sordariomycetes; Hypocreales; Nectriaceae. The record is from RefSeq and is a predicted model, not a curated record.